UUAGCCCGAACCGCGGCAGCCGGAUGAGGACAGCUUGUGUGGACCUGUAAUUCACAUUUUAGUACAAUGUAACGCGACCGCUCAUUUUAAUAUGUAAGUUUACUACGUUGGUUUGACUUUAAGUCAUUUUAUCAACAACAAAAAUCAGUUUCCUGCUGAGCUAUGUAGCUGGACAACACUGACUUUUAUCAGUCGGCAUUUGGGACGCGUCGCUGAUAAAUCUCAACGAACUAACGAGAAAAAAAGAACAACCAAAAAAAACAUUGGACACAUUUAUAUUCAUCGAAACGGUCUGUCAGGUUUCCAGAGCACGGCGGCGGUGACAGCUCGCAGUAACGUUACUCAGAGCACUUUAUGAAGUUGUGAAGCUCGUCCAGAGGCAGGUUUCACUAUGACAGAGCGGACUCCGCUUCUCCACUACCGCCUCUCCUCCAGCGUCAAUGAAUCCGAGCUGCGGUCACCUCCGGCCGGGCAGGCCCAGGAGCAGCACUCGGGCAGCCCCGGGCGGAGGUCUGCCCACCAGCGGCAGCCGAAGAAACUCUCCACCUUCUUCGGCGUGGUGAUCCCUACUUUGCUGUCAAUGUUCAGCGUGGUAGUCUUCCUCAGAAUAGGAUUCGUGGUGGGCCAGUCUGGACUGUACCAAUCUAUUGCCAUGUUCCUGGUGGCCUACUUCAUCAUCUGUAUGACUGUGCUGUCAGUCUGUGCCAUCUCCACCAAUGGAGCCCUGGAUGCUGGGGGAGCGUAUCACAUGAUCAGCCGAGCGCUGGGUCCAGAGUUUGGUGGCAGCAUCGGGAUCAUGUUCUUCCUGGCUAAUGUGUGUGGCAGCGCUCUGUUUGUGCUGGGUCUGGUUGAGGCCAUCAUGGGCACUUUCGGAGUGCCUGAAGGAGACGGGACUGUUGCCGCUGCUUCCUACCAGGUCCUGCCGUCAGGUUACUGGUGGUCUCUGCUCUAUGGCACAGUCAUCGCCCUGCUCUGCGUGCUGGUGUGCCUGGUGGGAGCCCACAUCUACGCCAAGGCCACCUUCAUCAUCUUCCUGGUGGUCAUAUUUGUUCUGGCAACCAUCUUCAUCAGCUUCUUUGCCGUGUGGCCUCGCACCAUCGUGCUGCCCAGCUCCCCCACACCUAACCCAGCGACAAACGGAACAGGCCCCACGUUUCCCACCACGGCCAACUUCACUGGCUUCAAGUUGGACACGCUGCUCGGGAACUUAUGGGCUGACUACACUGUGGAUUACACAACAGGAACUAUGAUGACCUUUGCCACUGUUUUCGCUGUGAUGUUUAAUGGCUGCACUGGCAUCAUGGCUGGUUCUAACAUGUCAGGUGACCUCAAGAAUCCCAGCUAUUCCAUCCCCCGUGGAACUAUCACAGCUGUCAUCUUCACCUUCAUCAUCUACAUCUUGCUCUGCGUGCUGGUGGCGUGCUCCUGUGACCGUGUCUUGCUGCAGAGGGAUUACAGUUUCCUGAGGGACAUUAAUGUCUGGCACCCCUUUGUCACCGUCGGAGUUUAUUCCUCCACGCUCUCCGCCGCCAUGAGCAACCUCAUCGGAGCCUCACGCAUCCUGUACGCCCUGGCCAGGGACGACUUGUUUGGUAAGGUGCUGUCUCCGGCUAAGAAGACGUCCCACAGUGGUAACCCCUGGGUCUCGGUGCUCAUCUCCUGGUUCUUUGUACAGCUGGUGCUGUUUUCAGGGAAGCUCAACACCAUCGCCAGCAUUGUGACCAUUUUCUUCUUGUUGGUGUAUGCUGCUGUGGACUUGGCCUGCCUUGCCUUGGAAUGGGCCUCUGCACCCAAUUUCAGGCCCACCUUUCGUUACUUCACCUGGCAUACGUGUGUGCUGGGCAUCGUGGGUUGUGCCGUCAUGAUGUUCCUGAUCAACGCCAUCUAUGCCUCGGCCAGCAUUGCCUUCAUGCUGCUGCUGCUUCUGCUGAUUCACUACCUCAGUCCCACUUCCAGCUGGGGCUACAUCAGCCAGGCUCUCAUUUUCCACCAGGUGCGUAAGUACCUGCUGAUGUUGGAUGUGAGGAAGGACCAUGUGAAGUUCUGGAGGCCUCAGAUUCUGCUGAUGAUUUCUAACCCUCGCAGCAGCGUGGGCCUUAUCACCUUCAUCAACGACAUCAAGAAGAGUGGCCUCUAUGUGCUUGGACACGUCCAGCUAGGAGAUCUCAAUACCUUACCGUCAGACCCUCUGCAGUCCCAGUAUGACUCCUGGUUGUCCCUGGUGGACCAUCUAAACAUCAAGGCUUUUGUCAACCUGACCCUGGCGGAUUCUGUGCGUCAUGGAGUCCAGCAUUUGCUCUUCAUCUCUGGACUAGGUGGGAUGCGUCCCAACACCCUUGUCCUCGGUUUCUAUGACAACUGCCCUCCAAAGGACAGUCUGAUUGAUCCAUCCCUCUCUACCAGUCAGUCCACAGAUCCCUCGGACCCUUCUCAGCUGGAGCAACAACCUCCCCUCUUCCACUUUGCCCCCCUGCGGGGGUCCAGCGACAGACAGGAUCAUGGCGAAUGUGGUGAUGGUAAGAUUCUGGGUCCCCAGGAGUACGUCGCCAUCAUUGCAGAUGCCAUGAAGAUGCUGAAGAACGUGGUUCUGGCUCGAUACUUCAACAACUUUCAGCGAGCUCAGGUCCUCUCACCACCCUCCUCCUCUCCAGGGAAGGGUGCAGUAUAUGUCGACGUCUGGCCUGUCAACCUCCUGCGUCCGGACAGCUCUAGCUACGUCGACACCUGCUCUCUCUUCCUGCUACAGCUUGCGUGUAUUCUCAACAUGGUGAGAGCCUGGCGGAAAGCUACGCUUCGUAUCUUCUUGUGCGUGGAGGAAGGACGAAGCGUGAGAGGUUCAGAGGAGAAGCUGGGUCAGCUGCUGAAAGAGUUGAGAAUCAAAGCUAAGAUCUACCCUGUUCCCUGGGACCAGCAGGUGGCGCUACACUGGCAACGUCAAGGCAAGUGGGGCAAGCCGCAGCCAUCUCAAACCCCUGAUACCACUAAAGAAGACAUGCAGAGAACAGACGGGGAGGAAGAGAACGACGACGACUAUGUUAAUAGCUUCCCGAGCAACACCAUGCGCCUGUCGGAUGACUACCUGUCAGCUGUCAAUAAGCUGAUUCUGGACCAGACCCGGCUACCGCCCGCUGUGCGUUUCCUGUACUUGCCCCGCCCUCCAGCUGACACACGGCGCUAUGCCGCCUACUUGCACCAACUGGAGCUGCUGACUCAGAACCUGGGGCCCACGCUGCUCAUCCACGGAGUCACACCUGUGAUCACCACCGAUCUUUGAGAAAUCCCCUUCUUGAUACGGUCAGUGAGGUGUGCCAUAGAUGCUGAGGUCUCUGAGCUUUGCAGUGUCCCCUCCUGCUGCUGAAGGUUUUUUAUGAAGGUGUUUAGACCUCUUUUAAUACACUUUCACCACAGACCUCAUCCCUGCCGUGGUACCACUCAACCCAAAAACAGGGGAAACAAAUUUGAAAUUUGACCCAGAGCUAGACGACACCGCUGACUCAUAGGCACCAUCUGCUCAGCCUUGCACGACAUGGACCAAUGUAGAACAAAAUCUCGAGAGAGUACAGCCGAUUUUUAGAAUGUUUGAAAUAAAGAUCAGGUAUUAUAUGGUACACCUUCGCCACUUGAUCACAAAAAAUCCAAAUAUUUAACCUCUGCUUGCUUUUAUUUGUGUUCUAAACUUGUAGUUUUGGUAUUCCCAUCAAGCACCUGAAGGCGCCAUGAUUUUAAAUUUUAGGCCAGCCUUGCCCUUCCUUAACAGGCGAAUGUAGAACAGGUGGAGUCAGCCAGCCAAUCAGAACCAGUAGAAAACAGCACAUGAUGUUCUUCUGAACACGUGUAAUAAUGCUACUGGGUCAGCCGACCUACAGGGGAAAAUCUCUGCUCAUGCAGAGAUUUACGUUCCACCCCUGUCUCUUCACUAACUACUUCUUCAUUCCUGCCUGUAACAGAGAGAGCAGUCUUAAUUCCUGAUACAUUGUAAGCUGAAUUUGAAGUAUCCCCUGACUCCCCUUCCUCCUUUCCUGAAAUGUUCUUCUGGUGUGCUGCUGCUCAAAUUCCUCUAAAUGAUCAUUCCAUAUGCCUUCAGAUCAAGAAGUGCCUUGCUAGUUAGGGAGCCUAAAGUUUGGACUCAAUCACACACUGAAAGUUUGGACUGCUUUACACCUUGGAGCAGUCAUUUGCAGGCAAUCUGCUUUUCCAUUUUAGGCGCUUAGAACAAUGAAAACAGUUAAACGACAACAGCGACGGUGCUAGCAUGGAAAUCUUCAAAGUUUUAUUCCAAAAAAAAAAAAAAAAUCAUUUUAUGUGGGAUCUCAGGAAGACAUUCCUCUUUUUAACAAAU
This is a messenger RNA of Toxotes jaculatrix (banded archerfish), 4339 nucleotides long. RefSeq lists its product as uncharacterized. The coding region runs from base 392 to 3274 and encodes 960 amino acids. Gene Ontology annotation, cellular component: membrane. Gene Ontology annotation, molecular function: potassium:chloride symporter activity. The record is from RefSeq and is a predicted model, not a curated record. Gene Ontology annotation, biological process: cell volume homeostasis; potassium ion homeostasis; chloride ion homeostasis. Lineage: Eukaryota; Metazoa; Chordata; Actinopteri; Toxotidae. The transcript has 13 exons.